Molecule: messenger RNA, 2286 nt
Organism: Oncorhynchus gorbuscha (pink salmon)
Lineage: Eukaryota; Metazoa; Chordata; Actinopteri; Salmoniformes; Salmonidae
Product: SH3 domain-containing kinase-binding protein 1
Exons: 7
Coding region: 1340-1984 (214 amino acids)
Source: RefSeq, a predicted model, not a curated record
UAGACUGAUUCUCAUUUAUGGAUGUAAUAGUGUAGCUGGUUUGUAUGUAAAUUGAGUCUUGCUGAAAAUUAUAUGGGGCUUGUAUGAUUUAGUUUUGUAUGAGAUGAUACUUUAGCUUGUUAUGGCUGAGUAGAUAAUUUAAUCUCUGCCAAAUUAGCUUCACCCUACUCCUGUAACACUGAAUAGAAAAUAGUUAGGGGAACAAUCUGAAGAAGAUCAAAAGCACCGUUUAAAAACAUUGAUGUGAAAGACAAAAAAAAAUCCCCGUUAAAGAAGGGGGGGGUCAGAAGGAAAGUUUGCUCUAGUUUGAGAGGUGGAGAGAACUGUUCUGUUGGGUGUGCCAUUUGCAUUCCUUGGAGAUCACCAGUCAGACGAGCUGUUGCCACUUCAGUGUAGGCUAGCCAUGUCCUUUCCUGUGAUUGGUUACAGCUGUCACCUUAAAAGGAGGGGAUUGCAGGGGUCCAGCUGCAUUCCAGAACUGUCACGAAGGCUUGACAGCUAAAGGAAGCCCUGGGGGAAUAACAUGUGUAGAACUAUAGAAAAGUAAGAUUAAGACAGUGAGAAAGAACCAUAUAUAAAGGAGACAAAAGUACACAAUGAGUUUAUACAGUCAGGUCCAUAAUUAUUGCCAUUCUUGAUAAAGGAGCAAAAAAAGACUAUAAAAUAAAUAAGACAGAUACUGAGCUAUAUUGUAUAUGCAUUUUACACUAAUACAACUUCUCAUUUAAAGAGACUUUGUUCAAGUUUUACACUACACAUUGAUUCAAACUCAUCAAGCUUUGAUUAUUUGAAUCAACGUUUCACACAUUUUGGCAGACAGGAAUUCCAUUUAUAUCUUCUAAUCUCUGAAUAAUAUAAUUUCCCACAAAAAAAAUGUAAUGAUAAACUAGGAGCGCUUCAUAUUCCUGAUUCAAACUACAAUGACGAUUCCUCUUGACUUUUCCCAUUCAAACUCAAAUUGUGGAACUGACUCUGAAGAUACUGGAUAAUUGCGUGAGUGUCAAAUGCCCUGUAGUCUGUCCCUUUAAAUGCUCCCAAAUCUUUAGCUCGGCAAUCAGUAGUUCUGUCAUCCUCAGGGACGGACCCGAUGUUACUGGUAGUGAGCGUGUCUGGGUGCUCCACUAUUCUGUGCUAAACUUAGCUCUGGCAAUACCUCUCAUCACACUAACGUGCUUUUGGGUUACAAUGGAACCGGUGAAUGGUGUAGAGUUACCACCAAUGGAGCUGGAUUGCGAUUGGAACACUGGCCGAACAAGAUAGAAAUUCUUAGCUUCUGGAGCUCUUUUCUCUCUUUCAUUCUGUUACUCUACAUAUCACCUUGGCGUUCUUCUGUGUCACCAUGGGCAACUAUAGCUCUGCCCUCACCGCGGACAUUGAAGAUUUUGAUGCUGUCGUUUCGGUCACUGAGACGCUGAAUCAAUUGGCAGCACACGUGGAAGACGAAAGGUUUCAGUCACAGAUUCUGUCAUUGGCUGCUCAGUCUAACCCUGACUUACAGGAAGACGUACAGGUGGCCCCUACACAGGAGGGAGAGGCGAAAGAGGAGCUGGACCUCUCCUCUGUCAUAUCCCACAUCGGCACCCAGACAGCACCUAUAAACACCACUGUUUUACCUGUGAUUGAAAAGAAGCCUCACCGCCCUCCAAGGCACACAAGGCUCUCCUCUUCAUCAUCCACUGUUGCCAGUGUUCCCCACCCCUUCUCCACCCUCCUCCCUGGGGCUCUCUCUGCUAUCCUGCGUGUGACCCUGCCCCCUCACCUCACCUCUAACACCAAGCCCAGGAGGGAGCCAAGUGCCCAGGGCCCACUGACCCUAGAACAGCUACAGACAGAGCUCCGGGACCUGAGGGACGAGGUAGAAAUGAUGAAGAGCCAGCACAACAAAGAGAUUCAACUGCUGAUGAAUGAGUUGGAUGAGGAGAAAAGGAUUCGUUUGUCAGUACAGAUGGAGGUGGCACAGAUGAAGAAGCACAAGUCCAAAUGAGCUGUCGGGCUCAAACAGCAUGACAUCCCCAACAAAGUUUGAACAGGCGGUAAUCCGUCUCAGCCUCUGUUUUGGUUUAAAGACUAUCAAUUGUUUGACCAGUUUGUUGUGAUCCGUUGGACAGGUGAUUGGAAAGAAGCCUCACCACCCUCCAAGGCACACAAAAUGAAUUAUCAAUGAUUUAUGAAACUCAACAAACUAUAUAGUGAUUGUUGAGAAGUUUAACUCAUGAGCAUCUUGUACAGAGACCUUUUUAUAUUUGCUUAUUUAACUUUUUUUAAAUAAAAUUAAAACCAAUCAUG